AUGGCAUUCAGAGGGUUAUCAGAUAAAUUAUUUACCCCAAAUAAUGGAAAAUUCUUAGGUCUUGUACCGUUAUUGGCAAAGUUUGAUCCAAUCAUGGAAGAGCACGUCAGACUGGCAUUGAAUGGUGAUUUGGCUGACAAUUAUUGCGUAAAUAGAUGGAAAAUUUUGACCGACCAUUUGAAGAUAUACACCCUGAAAAAUGUAAGUGACACACGCUGGGAAGCUCGAAUUGAUAGCGUCAAAGCGGUUCGUUAUCAAUUAUGCGAAAUGCAUGACGCUUUGGUUUCCUUGGCCGAUGCUACUGAACAAAGCGAUGCUGCGGUGUCACACGAAGCGACAACACUAGGAGGGCAAUUAAAAGACUUCAGCUUCAUUGUUUCUCUCGUGACAUGGUAUGAUGUUCUGUUUCAAAUUAACGUUGUGAGUAAAGCAAGUCAGUCACCCACAAUCAACUUUGUCGAGUUUAUGGGAAUCCUUGACAAAUGUUGCUCUUAUUUGGAAACAUAUAGACAAACAGGUUUCGAACAAGCUAUUGUAACAGCAACUGCACUGGCUUCGGAUCUUGAUACGCAGCCAUUAUUUAAACCACAAAUGCGAUUAAGACGUAUUAAACGCAGGCCGGGUGAAGAGGCUGUUGAUGAUCAAAUAACUGACCCAAAAAAGAAGUUUAAAGUAGAGUUUUUUAAUGCACUGUUGGACACCGUGCACAUAUCCAUGAAAGAAAGAUUUGAACAGAUGCAAGAAUUUUCUGCGACGUGGAGUUUCUUGUUUGACAUUAAAAAAAAUUAAAAUAAAGAAGAACUAAUACAAUGCUGUUAUAAAUUACAAGAAAAGUUAACUGUCAACAUGAAGUCAGAUAUUGAUGGAAAUUUGCUGUGCGACGAAAUUUUAGGCCUGCAACACUAUCUCGAAGACAGCCAGGCAACGCCUAUUGAAGCCUUAAACUUCAUAAAAAAGCAUAAUCUUCAAGAGUUAUAUCCCAACAUCUGGAUAACGUUACGUAUUUUGCUAACAAUACCAGUGACUGUCGCAAGCGGCGAACGCAGUUUUUCCAAACUGAAGUUGAUAAAAACGUACUUGCGGUCUACAAUGUCUCAAACAAGACUAACCAGUUUGGCCUCACUGUCCAUUGAAAAUGAAGUUGCAGAAAGCCUGGACUUUGCUAAUCUGAUCAGAGACUUUGCCGACAGAAAAGCGAGAAAAGUAAAAUUUUAG
Molecule: messenger RNA, 1215 nt
Organism: Schistocerca nitens (vagrant locust)
Lineage: Eukaryota; Metazoa; Arthropoda; Insecta; Orthoptera; Acrididae
Exons: 2
Molecular function (GO): protein dimerization activity
Source: RefSeq, a predicted model, not a curated record